UGAACCUGACGAGAAAGAGGUAUUGCAUUCCGUCUGCGGGAUCGCCAUUGAAAUCCUCUGGAAGAUUGGCUACUGGCAGUAUCUGCUUUCCCGGGGCAGGUUCAUCCAGGUCGGAAUCUUCUGGUUCCUCCCUCUUGCGUUUGUUAACCAUCCUGUCGCUUGAGCUCGACGUACGGAAAGGCCAUCGUGGGAAAUACCACAGUUCACUGAAGAAAAAAACCAGGGCGCUGAGUGAUUUUGUGCUAGUUCAGACAAUCGACGAUGGCACACUCAAUGGACGAUGAAAUCGACUCAGAAACCUUGCAAGCCCAGAUGGACUUGUCAAUGUCCUUUGCGCACAACCUCGUGACAUCAUGGUUGCAAUCUACUCAGGUGGCACAGCCGCACUCAGGUAUCUCCGAUGCAGAGCGUAUACUAGAAGAAGAGCUGCGACGACCUCCAAGGUUGGGAGUUGGUGCACCCGCUCCCGUGGCCAGUGUUACAGGCCGGGAUGCUGCUAAACUGCGACAUCGACUCGCGAAAACGGGUGAUAAGGCUUUGGCAUCGAUGGAGAGGCCUCUUCAGUCGGAUCAUAAAUCAGAUGAAGAUGAAGAAAAGGGCAAGCCAACGAAACGGACAAAGAGAAACGACCCAUUUGCCAUGCCAGGGCACAAAAAGCGCAAAAAAGUAGGCGACGCGUCGAACAAGUUGUCGACGCCUGAAUCGAGCCAUCCGACAAAUGGGGCCAAACUACGCGACAAUGACCAAAACGCGCCAACGGAGAAAUUUUCUGGAGAACGAUCUAUCCAUGUCACUGGCUUACCAACAACAGGCGUAACACUAGCAACAUCGGUAAUAGCAAUGUCCGGUCCCAGUCCGACCCCACAAAGUUCUGUACCUCAAUCGGACCCCACACCCAGUCAGGAUUGCACCGAAGGUGGUGACAAAAGUAGUGCACUGAUUCCUGAUACUGCUUUACGAUCGACCGUUGCCCCACACCAUCUCCCGUGUCCGUCCAACACAGCGUUUCUAGCAAAAACGAUCGUCUUUCUUUGCUGAAUCUUGACGGGCCCGUCGGCAACUCUACCACCCCGAAUAUUUCCAGAAAGCAACGCAGGCGACGCAAAAAGAAAAAGAAUGUCAUGAUGGGUACCGGCACGGGAGCCACUUAACACCCACAUAAACAUGAUUUCCAAAUGCGUCGUUCGGCCGUUG
Molecule: messenger RNA, 1194 nt
Organism: Pisolithus orientalis
Lineage: Eukaryota; Fungi; Basidiomycota; Agaricomycetes; Boletales; Pisolithaceae
Exons: 5
Coding region: 262-1038 (258 amino acids)
Source: RefSeq, a predicted model, not a curated record